AUGGCGGGCACCAAGUGCUUCCGCCGCCGCCGGGCAGGCGCCGACGACGAGGAGGACGAGGACGAGCAGCUGGCCGAGGAGGUCAGAUUAAAACUUGAGGAAGCAAAAGAAGUUCAGAGUCUCAGGAAACGACCCAAUGGGGUUAGUGCUGCAGCUCUGCUUGUGGGGGAGAAGCUGCAAGAAGAAGCAACACUGGUGGAUGACCCAUUUAAGAUAAAAUCUGGUGGGAUGGUGGACAUGAAGAAGCUGAAAGAACGGGGCAAGGACAAGAUUAAUGAAGAGGAAGACCUAAACUUGGGAACUUCCUUCUCAGCUGAAACCAACAGGCGGGAUGAAGAUGCUGACAUGAUGAAGUACAUUGAGACCGAGCUGAAGAAGAGGAAGGGGAUUGUGGAAAAUGAGGAGCAGAAGGUGAAGCUUAAGAACGCUGAGGACUCUCUGUACGAGCUGCCAGAGAACAUCCGCGUCUCCUCUGCCAAGAAGACCGAAGAGAUGCUGUCCAACCAGAUGCUGAGUGGCAUUCCUGAAGUGGAUCUGGGAAUUGAUGCAAAAAUAAAAAACAUCAUCUCAACAGAAGAGGCCAAGGCCAAGCUGCUGGCAGAGCAACAGAACAAGAAGAAAGACAGUGAAACUUCCUUUGUUCCCACAAACAUGGCUGUCAACUAUGUCCAGCACAACAGAUUUUAUCAUGAGGAGCUAAAUGCACCAGUGAGAAGGAAUAAAGAAGAACCAAAGCCCCGUCCACUGAGAGUGGGGGACACAGAGAGGCCAGAACCUGAGCGAUCUCCUCCAAAUCGCAAACGUCCGCCCAAUGAAAAAGCCACAGAUGAUUAUCACUAUGAGAAGUUCAAGAAGAUGAAUAGGCGAUACUGAUGAGGAGCUUGUCUGGAGUCUUUGCAGGAGCUUUUAUUUUCCAUCAGCGCAGGAUCUUGUGUCAGUGACUUGUGGAGGGGGUGAGAAUCACUACCCUCACCGCUGAUGUUAACUACAAGGCUUUUCUUGUUGAGAUCCUGUAGUGAAUCAGGUUGCAGCUCGUGGUCAACCCUUCAGCCAGUAAAAUAUUUUGUAUAACUUAUUUUCAGUUAUAAAACUCUUUUGUGCAAACAUGAGCUGGGUACUUUUUAGUGCGAAAUUAAGCUUGUUUACAGAUUCUUACAUGCUCUUAAAAAUACAAAGAAAAAAUAUCUUUUUAAAAGCAGUUGACUUGUAAACAUUAUGGGAAGUAUUAAGGCCACCUUGCUAGAAUUAUCUUUCCAAGAGAUUUCUCCAUUCCCAGGGACUUUUGCUGUGCAGAGCAGUGUAAGAUGCCGCACGUUCAGUGGCUGGGGCUGACAGUGCACACUCAGCAAGGGAGGCUUAUGCUUUUUAUGAUGGUGCACUGUGUUGUUUUGCAUCUUUUCCUCCCUGUAGAGUUAUUUCUAUAGCAGGUCCUUGCAGUUUAUGUAGUUGUGAAGACUAGGAAAGCUGGACCGGGAUGUAACUGUGUGAAGGGGAGGAAAAUCUCA
This is a messenger RNA of Nothoprocta perdicaria, 1505 nucleotides long. RefSeq names its product chromosome unknown C9orf78 homolog (gene CUNH9orf78). The coding region runs from base 1 to 873 and encodes 290 amino acids. Lineage: Eukaryota; Metazoa; Chordata; Aves; Tinamiformes; Tinamidae. The transcript is spliced from 9 exons. Gene Ontology annotation, cellular component: spliceosomal complex. Gene Ontology annotation, biological process: mRNA splicing, via spliceosome. The record is from RefSeq and is a predicted model, not a curated record.